ACUAUUUUAAAUUUAGGGUCUAAAAGCUAUGAUGUCCAGUUCCUGCAAAUUACCAACUACCAGAGAAAAAUUUUACUCGUGCGCAAAUGUACUCACAACGGCGGCCUCUAGUGACAGAUAUCGGCCUAACAAGCACCAGAACGUAUUCCGCUGUCCCCCGGAAGUGACGCAUUCACUGAUUGUCAACAUGCAAGAUGGCGACUCAUCACAGACAGAACGCUGCUGGACGGAGGAAAGUCCAGGUUUCCUAUGUGAUUAGGGAUGAGGUGGAGAAGUACAAUCGUAACGGUGUAAAUGCCCUUCAGCUGGAUCCUGCUCUCAACAGACUCUUUACAGCCGGUCGAGACUCCAUCGUCAGGAUAUGGAGUGUCAAUCAACACAAAGAUCCUUACAUCGCUUCGAUGGAGCAUCACACUGACUGGGUGAAUGACAUCAUCCUCUGCUGUAAUGGAAAAACAUUGAUAUCAGCCUCCUCGGACACCACUGUGAAAGUCUGGAAUGCACACAAGGGAUUCUGUAUGUCCACGUUACGGACACAUAAGGACUACGUCAAAGCUUUAGCAUAUGCGAAAGACAAGGAGCUGGUGGCAUCAGCCGGGCUGGACAGGCAGAUCUUCCUGUGGGAUGUGAAUACGCUGACCGCUCUGACCGCCUCUAAUAAUACAGUCACCACUUCCUCGCUGAGUGGAAACAAGGACUCCAUCUACAGUCUGGCCAUGAAUCAGGCAGGAACCGUGAUCAUCUCAGGAUCUACAGAAAAGGUUUUGAGGGUCUGGGAUCCACGGACAUGUGCCAAGCUAAUGAAGUUGAAAGGCCACAGUGACAACGUCAAGUCAUUAUUACUAAACAGAGACGGCACCCAGUGUCUCUCCGGUAGCUCAGAUGGUACAAUACGCUUGUGGUCUCUUGGCCAGCAGCGAUGUAUUGCCACAUACCGGGUCCACGACGAGGGUGUGUGGGCCUUGCAGGUGAACGAGGCCUUCACGCACAUUUACUCUGGUGGACGUGACCGAAAAAUCUACUGCACUGACCUGCGAAACCCUGACAUACGUGUGCUCAUAUGUGAAGAGCAAGCUCCUGUCCUAAAGAUGGAAUUGGACAAAUCAGCCGACCCUCCUCAAGCCAUUUGGGUGUCCACAACUAAAUCAUUUGUGAACAAAUGGUCUCUAAAGGGCAUGCUUAACUUCAGAACAUCUGGAGACUACGACAAUGACUGUAGUGCCCCACUGACUCCUCUGUGUACACAGCCAGAGCAGGUCAUCAAAGGUGGCACCAGCAUCGUUCAGUGUCAUAUUCUCAAUGACAAGAGGCACAUACUCACUAAAGACAGCAAUAACAGUGUGGCAUUCUGGGAUGUCCUCAAGGCAUGCAAGGGAGAAGACCUGGGUAAAGUGGACUUUGAUGAGGAAAUUAAGAAGAGGUUUAAGAUGGUCUAUGUGCCGAAUUGGUUUUCUGUAGAUCUCAAAACAGGGAUGCUGACUAUCACGCUGGAUGAAAGCGAUUCCUUUGCGGCGUGGGUGGCAGCUAAAGAUGCUGGUUUUACAAGCCCAGAUGGCUCUGACCCUAAGUUGAAUCUGGGUGGGCUGCUCCUGCAGGCUCUGUUGGAAUUCUGGCCCAGAACUCACAUAAACCCAAUGGAAGAGGAGGAAAAUGAACUCAAUCAUGUAAACGGUGAACAAGAGAGUCGAAUUCAAAAGGGCAACGGCUACUUCCAGGUUCCCCCACACACUCCUGUCAUCUUUGGUGAAGCAGGCGGAAGAACGCUGUUUAGGUUAUUAUGCCGUGAUUCUGGGGGAGAGACAGAGUCUAUGUUACUGAAUGAAACUGUACCUCAAUGGGUUAUUGAUAUCACUGUAGAUAAAAACAUGCCAAAAUUCAACAAGAUCCCAUUCUACCUCCAACCUCAUUCAUCAUCUGGAGCCAAAACACUCAAAAAGGACCGUCUGUCUGCGAGUGACAUGCUUCAGGUGCGGAAAGUGAUGGAACACGUCUAUGAGAAGAUCAUCAACCUUGACACAGAGUCACAGACCACCAGCUCUUCAGCCAAUGAGAAGCCGGGAGAGCAGGAGAAAGAGGAAGACAUGGCAGUGAUGGCCGAAGAGAAGAUUGAGCUCAUGUGUUUAGAUCAGGUUUUGGAUCCAAACAUGGACCUCCGGACUGUUAAGCAUUUUAUCUGGAAGAGCGGUGGAGACCUGACCCUUCAUUAUAAACAGAAAUCCACGUGAGCCCCUCCGACCACCUUCAGCCCGCAUCACUUCGACUUCCAGAAGAAGCAUCCCAGAAUGCCCUGCUCUUCUCAGGUCUGAUUAGUCACCCAGGAGGAAUGUUUUUUUCUUCUCAUUCUCUUUGCACCGGCUGAAGUGACAGAGCCAGCAGAAAGAUCUGACCGACAGCUGAAGGUUAAAGACUAAAGAUCGACUGUAGAUUGAUGCAGUUGUUGCGAUGUGCUGUAAACAAGGACUUUGUAUUUUUUCUAUUAUUUCAUUAUUUUUUUUGUAUAUUUAUUACUGUUGUGUUUGUCCAGCAUGAUGAUGAUGAUGCACACGAGUACUUCCAUUCUCAAACAUUCCAGACACUUUUCAACUAGACCAGAACUGAGAUCAGCUGCUCUUUAAAGCUCCAUUGCUCCCAUUUUUUGUUUUCUUCCACAAAUAAACAAAGUACAACUUUUAUUUUCUAGGGUUAAUAUGUUGUUGUAAUUUAUUUGAAGCUUUUUUUGUAUCAACCAAACUUUGCAAUCAGAAAAUCGAAACUGUCCAAUGAGGAUCUAGAAACUGUUUCAGCAAAUUUCGCAAUCAGAAAUCGAAACUGUCCAAUGAGGAUCUAGAAACUGCAUUUCAGCAACGCAGCCAGUAAAAAAUAAAAAAAAGUUCUUGUUUUUAAUGUAUAGAUGCAAUUUAUUGCAUACGUGUCAGACACUUUCCAAAUGGAAAUGUUUCAUCUGAAUGUUUGUUCUUUUUGUGUGUGUGUGUGUGAAUCUGAGCACAGCUUCUGGGAAAUAUGGCCCUGCCCUUGUUAACUAAUGUGGCAUUAGGACUGACUUGUCUUUUGAAUAAAAAUUGAAACUGUUUUUUCACUCUUGGUGUCUGAACAUGAUUUAUAAAUAUUUGUAAACAUGGUUAAUAUUUCACUUUUGAGGAAGGAAUGCAGGAUUUCAUGAAUCUCAUGUCUGGAUCAUAUUUAUAUCUCAAAAGCAAAAGAUAAAUGCUAACACUACAGUGAGGUUCUGUUUGUUGUUAAUGCAUUAGACAUGAAUUUUUACAUUAACUGAUGUUAAUGUAUAAAACAAAAUUUUAAAAUGUAUACAUAGUAAUUAGCCUAGAUUAAUAAUUGCUGUGAACAUUUAUUGUUCACUGUUAGUUCAUAACUAAUACUUUAAUUAGUUAAUAAAUCAACCUGUGUUAACAAAAAUAUUUUGCAUUAAGAAAAUGACUUUUUUUUUUUUGAUCCAGGCAAUUAAGUAUAUGCACCCAUCAUAAUUGUGUAAAACAAUGUGAAAGAAUACAAAAACAUUUUACUGAAUUUUUGAAACAAUAUGUAUUGUGAAAAGCACUAUACAAAUAAACGUGAAUUGAACUUAACAAGUGCAAGUCAGAAUAAUUGUAUUUUAUUUUUUAUAACAGUAACAAGUUGUGAUGCUUAAAAACUCAAUGUAAAAAAAGUGUUUAAAAAAGUAGGCUUCAUUUUCAUAAUACAAAAUAAAAGUUCAAGAUUUCAAGUUCUACAGUUGAAAUGUAGUUGUGUUAAUGUGUGGAUUCAGCUGCAGAAACUAACUCCAUAAAGCAGGCACAAUUUAUUUAUUAACUGAAUAACACAAAUAUGUACAUAUGAAGACAAAUGUAAACAAUGCAUUUUGGUUAGAAACAAAAUUGAACAUUCCUUAAUGAUAUGUGCAUUACAUUUAUUUUUCCUUGAUAGAGCUCAUAAUCUGCUCAAUUCAGUGCUUUCCCAGAGUUCUCAUCUCUAAUCUCCUCAUAAAUAACAGAUAGAUCAGAAAAACUUUCAGCACUUCAUGAAUAAGUGAACCUUUGAUUUUGCUCCAAGCAUGUAUGAAUGCCUACAGAGCUCCUCCAGUUUUCACAGAACAAAGUACAGCAUGUCAACAGAGCAACUUAAAUAUGUACUAUGACAAAGAGAAAUAUUAAAGCAAACAAUAGUGUUUUGCAAUGCACCAGCCUGUAUGAACACCAAUGACCAAAAUCACUGGUUCAUUUGUCUGAAAUGUAUAUUUGAAUUUGGUGCAGAUGUAUUGCACAAACACACAAACCACUUCAUCAGUCACACACUAAAUACCAACUGAUGUAAAAAAAACAAAAAAAAAAACAAGAA
Messenger RNA from Ctenopharyngodon idella (grass carp), 4329 nucleotides. RefSeq names its product WD repeat domain 48b (gene wdr48b). Bases 195 to 2225 code for a protein of 676 amino acids. Gene Ontology annotation, molecular function: ubiquitin binding. The record is from RefSeq and is a predicted model, not a curated record. Gene Ontology annotation, biological process: protein deubiquitination; double-strand break repair via homologous recombination. Lineage: Eukaryota; Metazoa; Chordata; Actinopteri; Cypriniformes; Xenocyprididae. The transcript has 19 exons.